This is a messenger RNA of Phyllopteryx taeniolatus (common seadragon), 7272 nucleotides long. RefSeq names its product zinc finger E-box-binding homeobox 1-like. Gene Ontology annotation, molecular function: DNA-binding transcription factor activity, RNA polymerase II-specific; RNA polymerase II cis-regulatory region sequence-specific DNA binding. The transcript has 9 exons. The coding region runs from base 768 to 4010 and encodes 1080 amino acids. Gene Ontology annotation, biological process: regulation of transcription by RNA polymerase II; anatomical structure development. The record is from RefSeq and is a predicted model, not a curated record. NCBI's taxonomy places the organism in Eukaryota, Metazoa, Chordata, Actinopteri, Syngnathiformes, Syngnathidae.
UUCAACUCCGCCCGGCCCGGGCCACCGCCGCCGCGCGGACCCGGACUCGGACCGGACCCUCACUCUCCUCCUUCCCGGACUUGUUGCGGUCGACUUUGGUGGAGUUUAACGGGGGGCGGUGUGUGUGUGUUUUUCUUUUUUUUUUGGGUGUACCGUUAUACCUGGAUGGCGUCUCUCCCUCCGCCUAGCGGUACUCUCUCCGAACCGUUAUCCCUUACAAUAAAUCCGGGAGCGCUUGUUUUGUCACUUGUUUGAUUGAUUUUCACUACUUUUUGCACUUUUGCAGUUGACUUUUCCCCCCCUUUCUCCACAACAACGUGGCUCUCGCUCGCGCUCCGCACUUUGUUUAACGGCAAGAGGAUGAACGCCCGGGCCAGGGCCGGGGCGAGGCUCGGCGGGGCUCGGGGAGGGCCGCCGAACCGGGCCGUGGGAGUGCACCGUGGGGUAACGACAACUCGGCAGGGAGUCGCUUUAAUGGUCGGACUCUGGCUCUGGACGUCGCGGCUUUUUUGCACGAGGUUUAGUGAUGGCAGAGAGAUGGGAUGUUUAUUAUUUCGUGGCCACUUCCCCCCCUCAUUCCUCCGCCUCCUUCUCUUCCUCCUCCUCUUCCCUGCUGCUGCACCAAAUGUUGCCUCGUUUAAGGUGGCUCGGCGAUGGUUUCGAAAGCGUAAGAAUUAACAGAAUACCUGCAGAAGCUCGACCGGAAGCGGAUCUGGUGGCGCGUGUGUGGCGAGGACCUCGACACGCACACGCACAAGGGGCUGCAAAUGACAACCUGCGCAGUGACGAACGUAAAUGGCGGCUUGGAGGCCAGCAGCUCCGACUCGGACGAUGACGACAAGCUACACAUCGUGGAGGACGAAAGCCCGCCUGACGCCGAAGAGACCGCGGUGGCGAGGGGGGACCGCCGCGACGCCAAAGACGCGACAGACGCGACAGACGCCAACAAUGCAGUAUUAACACAGAAUGGAGCCUGGAACGGAGUGAAAGAGGAGUGCGUGUCCGGAGAAGAAGAAGAAGAAGAAGAAGAAGAAGAAGAAAAUGGAGUCAAGUGUGGAGUGAAGAAAGAAGUGGUGGUGGAGGAGGAGAUCCUCCAGAAAGAAGACACGGCUGUUAUCUACCCAGAAGCCCCCGAUGAUCAGCAGAGUCCUGCGGAGACGGGGGGCGUGGACGAAAACGGCACACCAGACUCCCUUCAGCUGCACACGUGUCCGUACUGCUCGCGAGGCUACAAGCGCAACGCUUCGCUGAAAGAACACAUCAAGUACCGGCACGAGACCAGCGAAGACAACUACAGAUGCUCGCACUGCAGCUACACCUUCACAUACCGCUCGCAACUCGAGAGGCACAUGAGUCACCACCGGGGCAGCAAGGAGCAGCGUCACGUGCAGUCGUCCGGUGGCGGUGGAAGUGGAGGAGGCCCUCGCAAGUUCAAGUGCACAGAGUGCUUCAAAGCCUUCAAGUACAAACACCACCUGAAGGAGCACCUGCGCAUACAUAGUGGUGAGAAACCAUACGAGUGUGCCAACUGCAAGAAGCGAUUCUCACACUCUGGCUCGUACAGCUCGCACAUCAGCAGCAAGAAGUGCGUGAGUGCGGCCAACGCCCCCAACGGCCUGGCCCGCAAGUCCGUCAAGUCACUGCCGCCCGUUGCUGACAUCCCGGGGGUUGCGGUCACCUCUACCCGCGUGGUCCUAACGGAGAAGCCGGAAAGCAAACCCCUCCAAGAACAGCUCCCCGUCACGCAAAUCAAAUCAGAAGCGACCGAGGUGCCCUGCAAGCCGGCUGUGGCGUCGGCACCAUCGGCCAAUGGGGCGGCGCCCCAGCCCCAACCGCUAUCACAGGGCGUAGCUAUGGUGCUUCCCACUGUGGGGCUGGUGCCCCCCAUCAACAUCAAUCUGAGUGACCUGCAGAACGUCCUGAAACUGGCUUUGGAUGGGAACGUUUUGAGGCAGGUUCUGGGGACCGCCAAUGGCUCUGCGGUGCAGGGAAAGCCGGGGAUCGUGGUCCAGCAACCUCAGCAGCAGAUCAUUAGCCUGCCCGCCUUCGUUGACCACGAUGGGACCACCAAGAUCAUCAUCAACUACAGCAUCGGACCCGCACCUGUCACCACCGCUACUACUACUGCCACCACCACCCAACCCAUGCCGCUUCUUGUCAAAAACAACCUGGUCCCGGCUGCACCCAUCCCGACCAAAACUGACAAGCCACCCAGUCCCAAGGUUGACCUCAGCCUGGUGAAGGAGGAGCCCGAAGAGUCGGUGCUCAUCACAGAAACAAAAACAGACCAAUUGAAGAGCAUCAAGACUGAAGAAGCUGAGGUGCUGCCACCCGACACCGGAUCUGGUACUUGUUCACUGUGCGACGAGUGCCCCGAGAACCUGGAGGCGUUGCACUUGCUCCAGCACCACAAGGCGGCCAACGGGGAGGCGGUGGACUCGGCCGCCUUGGACCCAUCCUUCGCCGCCUUGCUCAGCGACGCCGGUGUGACGCUGGAGCAGGAGCCAGCUGUGGAUGAUCUCCUGACCCUCCUUAAGACCUACUUCGCCUCCAACGCCAACCCUGACCAAGAAGAGCUAGAGAAGAUAUCAGACUCUGUUAGGAUUCCCGUGGACGUGGUGCGGAAGUGGUUUGCCAAGAUGAACUCUGGAAGAAAAAUCUGUCAAGACCAGGCGGCGUCCAAACAGACUGAACCUCUAAACUGUGAGUCAGAGGCCCCCAAACAAGCCUCGUGUCAAUCCCCAUCUGAAUCCCCGUCGUUAAACACCAGCGACUUGGUCAUCAUCAAAAGCGAGCCAGAGGACCCCGAGGCUCUGGACUCCCAGGCCGAACCCUUGGACCUGUCCCUCCCGAAACAAGUCCCCCCUCCCACAUCUGCUGCACUCCCAGAGGACACCUCACCUGCCAAAAAAACACCCCAGCCUGUGACCCUAGCCUGCCUAAGGAAGGAGGAGGUGGGUGGUCGUACUAUCUAUGUGGCCACGCCUCAGACGCGCCGAACCGCCGUCAACAUCAUCCCCACCUCACAGCUGCCCACCUUGGUGGCCAUCACAGGUCAGGGCCCGGUUGGCUGCCUUGGCGCCCUCGGGGGCUCGGCCAAGCGGACCAUUCUCAUCCCACAGCUCACCUACACCUACGCCAACUCGGCUGGAACCACGGCGAAGACGGUCGUGCUCAACGGACACAAGACACCGGAAGCGAGCUCUGAUGGCGCGGCGGACGAACAAAGGGAGAUGUCACUAAUGAAGAAGCCACGUCUGGAAAACGGCGUCUACGCUUGUGACCUGUGCAACAAGGCCUUCCAGAAGGGGAGCUCCUUGCUCAGGCACAAAUAUGAACACACAGGAAAGCGUCCUCAUGAGUGUCCAGUGUGCCACAAGGCCUUCAAGCACAAGCAUCAUCUUAUUGAGCAUUCGCGCCUGCAUUCCGGCGAGAAACCCUACCAGUGCAACAAGUGCGGAAAGCGCUUCUCUCACUCGGGCUCCUACUCGCAGCACAUGAACCACCGCUACUCCUACUGCAAGCGGGACGGCUCCGAUUAUGGCUCCAGCCCGGACGCAGACGCCACCGCCGCCGCAGUCGUCGUGGGAAGUCCGACCGCCACGCUGGACUCGGACGUCGGCGAGAGCGAGGACGACGACGAAGCCAUGUGUGUCGACGACAUCCGGGUCGUACAGGUGGACGACGGCGAGUGCGAGAUUUACGAAGGCAACUUUGAUGAUGAUGAUGACGACGAUGACGACGAAGAAGACAACGUGGAGAAAGAUGAUGAAAAAGAAGAAGAGCAUGUAGAAGAAAAGGAGAAAAACCUAGAUGUGGAUGAGUUUGCGUGCCAGGUGGUAGAGGUGGAACUGAAAGACGAGCAGACGCCGGAGCCCCCCGUAGCGGACAAGGCGGAGGCAGCCGGCGUCAACCUUGAGCAGAUGGCGGACUGCACUUACAAAAGCAUCAGGGACUGGUCGGACAGUGAGGAAUCCUCCGACGAUCAAGCUGUGACGGACACCAAAUAAGCCAACCCUCCCCCUUCGGGACACUUUUGAGAGCCCCAGCUCCAGAUCUAACUCUGGCUUUGACUCCGGUUCCGGUUCUAGGUCUGGCCUCCAGAUCAGGUGUCGUAUGGAAUAUGAACCCUUUUAAAAAUUAACCCACCCAAUGGCUGCCCCACCAAAAUUUGCAUAUAAAGAAAAUAAUUUAAUGUUCUCGACCGGUUAGUCACGGUUAGGGUUAGAGUCAGUAAUAUAUGCUAUUUGUAGUCAUUUAGUUAAAUUUCUUUUUAUCACGGAAGUAAUGACCCCCUUACGCCCCAAAAAGGUUUAACAUUACCUAUACAUGCCACGAGAUGGCACCAAAGCACUAAUUUUGUCUAAAUGAAACUUGUCAACUCACUUCACAGUAGUUUCUUGGCACCACAAUGCCACGAGCUGGGAUCAAAGCACUGCUUUGGCCUAAAUCAAGCUCCUUAGUUCACGUCAUCAGUUUUUUUUGUUUUGUUUUGCACCAAAUUAAUACUUUUAUUUAGUUUGGCUUAAGCAAAGAAACAAUAACAGCGGAUAGGUUCCCCCUCAAAAAAAAUCUAUGAUUUGGUGAUUUUGCAAAUGCCUGGUUCACGCAACAUAAAGAUGUGUAUGUUUUUAAGUGAAUAUUUUAGGAGUUGGUGGGUUCAUAUUUUAUGGGGGUCCAUUUACAGUCUGACAUCAGGCUCUGACUCCGACUUCAGUUCCAGCUGCAGUUCCAGAUCUGGGUCCGACUCUGGCUCCGGCGGCGGUUGGCUGCUUUUAACGGUCCACUACUGUGUCCAAACACCUAGGUGUGCCUGAACUCUUUUCUUUCUCUUGCAAAUAUCAGUGUUACAAAUGUUUGUUUAUAGACACUUUGCUUCGUGUUACUAAUUUGACUUUUAUUUUUUUGGGUUGCCAAUGUUUCCGACAUCAGUAUUUUCCUUGAGUUCUACGAACAAAAAGCGCUGCACUACGGUUUUCCCCAUUGUCACCCUUUCAGUGUUAUAUGCCAUUAGCUGACGUAAGCUGGCGUUUGUUUUUAUUUUUGACUGUUAGCCUUAAGGAAAAGGAAAAAAAAAAAAUUUCCCCCACCCACCCACGAGCAAAAUGGGCGGCGCCCCUGCCUUAUGCAAGACUUGCGUGCUGUUAAAGUGCCAUUGAACAUUGUUGUUGUCGUCUCCCCACUCGCGUGGAGGGUGUUAACAAGCGUCUGUUACUGUACGUUACCUGUUACAUUACAUACGUUUCGCACGAUGGUUUCUUUAUCUGUUACAAGCGCCCAGCGCCACGUUCACACCCGUAUGACCACCCGUUAACCACAGCCGUCAAACACCAUGCAUGUCAAAUUAUUUACGUAAUUGUAAUGAUUUUCGUAUUUUUUAAAAAAUACUGUAUUACGUCUCAAAAGCAGUAAAAGCUAAUCUCUAAAAUCAAAUGAAAAUCAACAACACAGUGUUAAUGAUAUGCCCUAAAUGUUUUAAGUCAUUGCGAUUUGUAAACAGUAAAGUUGACAGUUUUAGUAGUAACACAAUUUUAACAAUUUUCUGGAGUUUUACCCCAAAAAUUUCAGUGCGUUUUGUAAAGCAGUAAAAGUUCCAAGUUUACAUUUAAAAAUAAAUAAAUAAAUAAAAUAAAAUAAAAAUAAAUAAAUCUACGAUUUUUUUUUUUUACAUUGAAUAAAAUCUGCUACGCGUUUUUUUUUUCAUAUUUCAUUAAGAUUCAUAAAGCAGUAAAACUUCUAUUUUUUUAUAAUUAAUAUUGCUGCACGUUUUCAAAUGUUUUUAUAUUUAAUUAAAUAUAAAAAUUAUUAGAACAGGAAAAAGCUCAAGUUUACAAGUUAAAUUUUUUCAAUCGGCUUCACGAUUUUAGAGAUUUGCAAUUUCAGGGCCAACAUUUUGAAAAUUCUUGCAAAAAAAAAAUCCUGAACCUUAAUUUCAAUUUGUGAGGAAAUAGUGUUUGUUUAAAUAAACUAGUUUGCUACACUUUAAUUUUCAAUUCUUUUUUUUUUAGAAUUCUAUUUUUUAAUUUGCAACUGUUUACCUUUUUUUUUUUUUAAAAUGUAGUCUUCCAUUACAAAGAAGUAAAAACUCAAGUUUACAAGAUUACUUCAUAAAAACAGACAACUUAUGUGAUUUUAAAAAAACAAAUAUUUUUUUCCUCGAAUUGUUAUGUGUAACUAGCUCCAUUUGAAAAGUUUUUAAAACGGUUUGGCUACACAAUUUCUAACGAAUCUUUUUAAACCUUAUUGUCCUUUGUUUGUAAAGUGGUAAUAGUUCACGUUUACAUAAAGAAAAUAUACAGAAUUCAAAUUAUGUAUAUAUUAUGCUCGCGCACUUCAACGAUGUUUGCAUUUUUUUUAAAUUUCAUUGUGAUUCAUAAAGUAGUAAAAGCUCAAGUUUGUUUGAACAAAAAUGUAAGUAAAUAUUUUCCCGAUCUUGUUUCCAUUGUGAAGUAGACAAAGCUCAGGUUUACAACCUCACUUUUAAAGAAUUAGCUACACCAAUUUUUUAUUUUUUUUUGUAAUUUUCUUUUGUAAAACUUUUAUUUUCACAGUUUUGUUUAAGUUUAAUUUUACAUCUAAAAUGACUUGACAAUAACGCUUAAUUUUAUUUUAUCCCAUUUGUGCACUUGUUCCGGUUGAAAAUGUCGGCGCGCUGUCCCGCACUUUGGGUGGCAAACGUUCGCGAACGUGGCGCUCGCCUGGUUUUUCCUGUUUAUUACUUUACCAAAACAGUAUUUCUUUUGUUGUUGGAUUUGAGCGCGUUUUUAACAAAGCCAGUAUUAAAAACUCUUUACACAACUUUUUUUUAUAUAUAUAUUUAUGUCUUUUUUGUAUUUUCCUUUUGACGGUUAUUUAUUACGCUUUAUUAUUGGUAGUGUACAUGACUGUAGGAUGAAUCGAUAAUAUAUUUUAGUAUGAAAAACAACAAAUCAAACAAGCUCAGCCCACCGUGUAGUUCUGGGACUUUCUGAGUUGGUUUUACAGAAAAAAAUUAGGGGAAAAAAAAAUAAAUAAUAAGAUAAAAAGUAAAAAUAUUCGUCUUGAAUUCUAUUAAUGUGUUCAAAAACAAUGAAGAAAAAGCCAAAUGAAAGUGUUACACGUCGUUAUGAAGCUACUGAUUAAAAACGCAUGCGAUGAAGCUCCAACCUUUUUUUGUUUGUUUUUUGCUUUUAUCAUUUUUUUUCCUCUGGUUUUUGUCGUGCCAUCAUUGCAUCACAUUUGUUCCUUUUAUAAUGUUUGUCCCUUCACAAUAAACGUGACUGCAUCUCUGAA